Molecule: messenger RNA, 2708 nt
Organism: Tupaia belangeri chinensis (Chinese tree shrew)
Lineage: Eukaryota; Metazoa; Chordata; Mammalia; Scandentia; Tupaiidae
Gene: ZSCAN23
Product: zinc finger and SCAN domain containing 23
Exons: 4
Coding region: 774-1928 (384 amino acids)
Biological process (GO): regulation of transcription by RNA polymerase II
Molecular function (GO): DNA-binding transcription factor activity, RNA polymerase II-specific; RNA polymerase II cis-regulatory region sequence-specific DNA binding
Source: RefSeq, a predicted model, not a curated record
UCGGGCUGCGGGUGAGCAGGACAGGGGACCGCACGGCCCGGCGCAGCGGCUCCUGCUCCCGCGGGGCCCGGGUGAGCUGCGCCCGGCCUGGGUGUGGGAGGGGCGGCCACGGAGCCGGGGCCGGGUCGGCGCUGCCCGCGUGGACGGGGACGCUCGCGUUCUCGGCGUCCGGUUCUGCGGAUCUGUCGCGAACAGCAGCAAGGAUGGCUUUAAAGCGGGCCUCCGCCUACGUUCACGUGGCCCCUGCUAGACGCCCAUCAAAAACAAACCCGGACGGACGUACAGACGGCUCGCAGGCCCUGGCCGAAGCCCUUUCCCGAGUCCUCACUGCGUAGCGCCGAGAGGCAGGCGCCGUUAGUGCGCAGACCGCGCCCCAACUCCCAGGAGACGCCAGUGACCUGCCAAGGCCGCGCGGCCCGCAGGGUGUCCGGGCCGGCCCGGCCCACGCCGCGAUCCCCUUCCAGCCUUCCAGCUCGUGGGAUCCUGGUCACACCUCCCGUGGGCUCCAGCCUUGGCUGCUCGGUGGAGCCAGCCCGUGAGAGCACGGACUCGCAGUCUCCCUGUUACAUUUGCUCCCAGACAGUCUCAGUCCUGACGCGGGUCAGGCCGCCGUCAUCUCCGGAUUACUGCCGUAGGGUCUCCCAACGUCCACUUUAAACGUCGUCCUUAACCCUGCAGCCAGUACGCCUUUGUCCGCUAUCUUGGUGUUUCCAGAGGAGAAGCUCAGGGGGAACUAUCAGGAAUAGAUCCUCUUUCUGAACGGGGACGGUAAAAUGGCCCUUCAGACAGUGGGACUGCCCAGAGGUCGUCUGGCAGUGAAGGUGGAGGAGACGGAGAGGGACCCUGUCUGUCCCCGAGAAUCCAGCCUGUCAAGAAACCACUCUCCUACCAGAGAGCUCUUCCGCAGACGCUUCAGACAGUUCUGCUACCAGGAGACCCCGGGGCCCCGCGAGGCCCUGAGCCAGCUCCGCGAGCUCUGCAGACGAUGGCUGCGGCCCGAGGCCCACAGCAAGGAGCAGAUCCUGGAGCUGCUGGUGCUGGAGCAGUUCCUGAGCAUCCUGCCCGGGGAGCUGCGCGCCUGGGUGCGCGAGCGGCGCCCCGAGAGCGGGGAGGAGGCGGUGACUGCGCUGGAGGAGCUGGAGCGGGAGCUGGAUGAGCCUUGCCCGCAGGUCCUAGCCUGUGCACAUGAACAGGAAGAGUUUGCAGAGGAGACAGCAACUCGGGGAGCAUCGUGGGGCCAGGUCCACACCUGGAAGGAGCACUCCGUGCAGGAGACCGAUGACAAGGCUGGGGCUUGGAACGUGGAGGUGGCCCCAGAGAGGGGCAUCUCUGGAGACGGAAGGCCCCUGGGAGACAUGCUCGGAAGCCUGAAUGGCGACCCCGCCCCGAUGCCCAAGUGUGGAGACACCCACGGGCACGAGGGCAGGCUGGGGCGGCCGCGGGGGAGCUCACUGGCCGAGAGGCCCUACGCCUGCGGUGACUGCGGGAAGAGCUUCACGCAGAACUCCAUCCUCGUGGAGCACCAGAGGACGCACACGGGUGAGAAGCCAUACGAGUGUGACGAGUGCGGCCGGGCCUUCAGCCAGCGCUCCGGCCUGUUCCAGCACCAGCGGCUGCACACAGGCGAGAAGCGCUACCGGUGCAGCGUGUGCGGCAAGGCCUUCAGCCAGAACGCUGGGCUCUUCCACCACCUCCGGGUGCACACCGGGGAGCGGCCUCACCAGUGCGCCCAGUGCAGCAAGAGCUUCAGCCGACGCUCCGUCCUUGUGAAGCAUCAGAGAAUUCACACUGGAGAGAGGCCAUUUGCCUGUGAUGAGUGUGGCAAGAACUUCAUCUACCACUGCAACCUGGUCCAGCACCGCAGGGUGCACCCGGGCGCUGGCUCCAGCCGGGCCCUCCGAGCGGGUCACCAGCACGAGGCACGGUAGCAGGCACCACCUCCACCGCGUCCCUGAGCCAGUGGUGGUCUGAGCCCAGCAUGGGAGGGACGGCCAGGUCCCCGAGCUUCAGGCCGAGAGCCCAAGGUUCGUGUGAUGUCAGAUUCUGUGUGAAAGCUUGGCCCUGCAGCCCUGAGCAUGACUUCAUGUGCUGAUUUCACCGUUCAUGAUCUGCACACCUGUCUCACCUGUGGGGGCUCUCCAAUGCACCAGGUCCUGCACACCUGUCUCACCUGUGGAGGGCUCUCCAAUGCACCAGGUCCUGCACACCUGUCUCACCUGUGGAGGCCCUCAAGUGCACCGGGUCCUGCACACCUGUCUCUCACCUGUGGGGGGCUCUUUAGUGCACUGGGUCCUGCACACCUGUCUCACCUGUGGGGGCUCUCUAGUGCACCGGGUCCUGCACACCUGUCUCACCUGUGGGGGCUCUCUAGUGCACCGGGUCCUGCACACCUGUCUCACCUGUGGGGGCUCUCUAGUGCACUGGGUCCUGCAUGUCUGGUCUCAUGCUUACAUGUUCCUAGGACAGUGCCCUGUUACUAAACCACUCAAGCAUUAGAUAUUGCCAAGCAUAAAUUACAAGCUUUGUUACUGGGGUUCUGCUUUAGGCUCAGGGAGCCCUCCCAGCUGCGUUCCCCACUUGGAAGGGCUCGUCCCACUACACUUCACUUGAAGCACUUUAUUUUUGUAAUUUUUUUUAUAAAGAGAUUUUUGGUGUAGGGCACAUGCGCUCACCCAAGAGACAGAGACACAGAGAGAAAGGGAGAAAUC